AUGCCAGCCCACAAUCGCAAAGAGCGCCGCGCAGCCGCUGCAUCGGCCGCUGCACCUCUCGAUGGCUUCGACUCCGCGUCCAUUCCUUUAAGCCGCCCGUCUUCACAUACGUUUGCGUCGCAGAAGAACGCAAAAACGCUUCUCGAGAUUGCUGCUGAGCGGAAUGCAGCUACCGGCAGCUCUCAACCGGAGCUUAUCCACGUAUCGUCGUCGGGCGACAUCCUGGGGACAGAGAAGCUUCCCCACGCUGACUCAAGCUCUUCCCGCCCGGCAGAUCGCAGCGUGGACGCCCAUGACGAUAUCGGCAACGGCGAUGACGCGGAAAUCCCUCCUCUUCCAGAUACCAUAUUCCUGUCGUUCCCACUCUCUGUCCUCUACUUUACGCUCUCGUUCCUGGCCGCCCACCAGUAUGCCCAAGAAACCCCCCUCGGAAAGCUGUCGCGAGAUACCAUAUUCAUCGCCUUCCCCACCCUGACCUUCAUCAUACACUUGGCCCACGGCCAUAUAAUAUCAUUUCGUUCGCUCAAUGUACUUGGCAGGAGAGCAGCGGCGAAAAAAAAUGCUUUCCCUGGUGUUGCCACGUCCGCUACGCCCUUGUCCAUGCAGUCUCUGUUUCCACUCAAUGCCCACAAUAUCAUCUUCUGCGUAAUUUCUAUCUUGCUGGGUAUGCGUCUCAUUGCUAUGACAAAUGAGGGCUCAUAUUAUGCUGUAAUGAAAAGGGCUCCAUCCAUUGGGACCUUGUGGGUUUGGUCUGUUUUUGAACUCUCCCCUGGUCCAGCUGUCCUAGGACUUCUCAUUCCUGUCGUUUGGGCAGUUGGCUGGAAAGACUAUCGGUUGAUAUAG
Messenger RNA from Ophidiomyces ophidiicola, 843 nucleotides. RefSeq lists its product as uncharacterized. The transcript has a single exon. Lineage: Eukaryota; Fungi; Ascomycota; Eurotiomycetes; Onygenales; Onygenaceae. The coding region runs from base 1 to 843 and encodes 280 amino acids. The record is from RefSeq and is a predicted model, not a curated record.